Amorphotheca resinae ATCC 22711 is the source of this 2511-nucleotide messenger RNA. RefSeq lists its product as hypothetical. Bases 367 to 2511 code for a protein of 714 amino acids. Gene Ontology annotation, molecular function: nucleoside diphosphate phosphatase activity. Gene Ontology annotation, biological process: nucleoside diphosphate catabolic process. Gene Ontology annotation, cellular component: membrane. The record is from RefSeq and is a predicted model, not a curated record. The transcript is spliced from 2 exons. Lineage: Eukaryota; Fungi; Ascomycota; Leotiomycetes; Helotiales; Amorphothecaceae.
CCCCCGUCUGUUCUGUGUACACAACGUAAUCCCUCUUCUCUCUCUCCCUAACUUCCCCCAUCCCACUACCAUCUCCUCCCACAUCCCGCCUUCGGGACUCCCGCUCCUUGUCUUUCUUCCUGUUCGACAUUUACAUUCGUUUGGUAUCCCCCCCAUCGACGCUCGCUCUUCUCUAUUCCUCAUCGACUAUACUCAACUACUCGACUUCUCUGCACGGUUCGACCUGACUCGCGAUCAAUGUCUCCAAUCCCAAUUUGAACCUUCGAUAAUCGAUAGUCUGUACAAUCUACUUCCCCUGAUAGAGAGGGAGAGAGAGAAGGUCGCGUGAAGCCUCGUCACAAACAACUACUUACAACUACCAUCCUGAUGGGUAAAUGGCGGUACGGUGUUAUCCUGGACGCGGGUUCGUCAGGGACUCGGGUCCAUAUCUACAGAUGGCUCAACAGCGCCCGCGCGAUAAAGGAUGCCGACGCAGUGGAGCUGCACAGUUUGCCCAAGUUGCAGACGAAGAAGAAAUGGACCUUGAAGAUCAAGCCGGGAGUCUCGACUUUCGGUGACCACCCGGCAGACGUGGGGCGGGAUCACCUUCAGGAGUUGCUCGACCACGCGUUGUCCAUUGUCCCCGAAGAUCAGGUCGAAGAUACUCCCUUAUUCUUGAUGGCGACAGCCGGCGUCCGACUCCUGGAGCCAAUUCAGCAAAAAGCCCUCCUGGCCGAGAUCUGCUCCUAUGCACAGCAACACACAAGGUUUUCAUUGCCCGAAUGCGAUUUGCAUAUCCAGGUCAUCCCAGGAGAGACGGAAGGCUUAUACGGAUGGAUCGCGGCAAACUACUUGUUAGGAGGCUUUGAUUUCCCUGAAGAACAUGCACAUGGUAACGGCCACCAUACCUAUGGCUUCUUGGAUAUGGGUGGCGCUUCUGCCCAGAUUGCCUUUGCUCCUAACGCGACCGAGGCCGAAAAACACGCCAAUGACCUUAAAUUGUUGCGCAUGCGGACAUUAGACGGGCAGCCAUCCGAGUAUAAGGUAUUCACGACUACUUGGCUAGGCUUUGGAGUCAAUCAAGCGAGGGAGCGCUACCUGGAAGCGCUCAUGGAAGCAACGUUUACGCACGAGGCCAAAGAACUCCUGGAUCCUUGUUUGCCAGUCGGUCUCAAGACGACUCUCAAAGGGGACCCGAUUGGGCCCGAGACACAUGUGGGAUCCGAUCCAAUUUUGAUGGGCACUGGCCGCUUCGAUGAGUGCCUCCGACAAACGUACCCGCUACUCGACAAAGAUGCGCCGUGCGCGGAUCAUCCUUGCCUCUUGCAUGGGCAACACGUACCAGCAAUCGAUUUCAGUAUCAACCACUUUGUCGGUGUUUCCGAGUAUUGGCACACAACGCACGGGGUUUUUGAGGUAUCGCAGAAGGACAAAACAUACGAUUUCACCAAAUAUCAGGCACUUGUGAAGGAUUUCUGUAGUAAUGAGUGGGAAGAUAUUGAAAGUGGAGUGGCUGCAGGAAAGUGGGGAAAGAAUGUGGAUGCGAAGACCGCCCAAGAAGUGUGCUUCAAAGCAUCAUGGUUGAUCAACGUUCUCCACGAUGGCAUUGGGAUACCAAGAGUUGGGAUAGAGAAGGGCUCGGUAGGGCCGGGGUACAACAUGACGAAAGAGAUCGCGGCUCAUGCCAAAGGGAAGGGGUUUUUAGAUCCUUUCCAGGCCGUCGACAGGAUUGAUGACAUGGAGGUGAGCUGGACUCUAGGGAAGAUGGUCCUCUAUGCUGCUGGUCAGAUCCCUCCCGCUACCGCAGAUGCCUUGGCUGUAGGAUUCGGCAGCAAUGUCGCCAAUGGCCUCCCAUCCGACUUCCAAGAGGCAGGGUCGAACUCGAAUCCUGUACCCAUUGGCGAGGACGAAGGCUUGACUGAAGCCGCCGAAGAACUUGCUGAAACGGCUCAAGAACAUUCACGGUCAACAGGAUUCCUUCUAUUCAUGCUCAUCCUGAUCAUCGUCGGCUACUUCUUCCGAAAGCGAGAAAGGAGAUUCAGACUCGUCAAAAAGAUAAACACUACUCUAGGCCGCAACCGUCGGCCAGGGACCCCUCGAAAGAUUGUCCGUAGUUUCUUUGGAUCAGGCAAGCUCUUCGGCCGGAGUUCAAGCAAUUACGAGCGUGUAUUGGAGGAUGGGGAAGCAGUCAACGACUUUGAGCUGGGCGAGGUGGAUUUGGAAGAUAACAAUGACUCCUCGGAUAGCAGUGAAGGCUCUCGAGUAGGGCGAUCAUCUGGAUUGGCAACCCCAAAAGUGAAUGUUAUGGGUUUCGAAUCGGGGAGUUAUUUUGCGGACUCGCCUGUUCAGGGAGUUGGAUUGGGACUUAACAAUAUACCCAAUGCGAUGGAUAGAACCGGAUUGGUUGUACGAACGGAGAGCAGGGAACGAUUAGGACCGAAUCUACAGAUGCUCGGAGCAGGGAGGAGGAGUAGGACGGGCAGUCCAACAAGGAUGAAGAGUCCUUUGAUGAAGCCCUUGGAAGAAAUGUGA